Messenger RNA from Saccharomyces mikatae IFO 1815, 1809 nucleotides. RefSeq names its product Smn1p (gene SMN1). The record is from RefSeq and is a predicted model, not a curated record. Lineage: Eukaryota; Fungi; Ascomycota; Saccharomycetes; Saccharomycetales; Saccharomycetaceae. The transcript has a single exon. Gene Ontology annotation, molecular function: hydrolase activity. Gene Ontology annotation, biological process: nucleotide catabolic process. The coding region runs from base 1 to 1809 and encodes 602 amino acids. Gene Ontology annotation, cellular component: cytosol.
AUGACACCAACUUUCGUACAAUGCUUAGCUCUUUUUGCGGGAUUAGUCUCUGCAAAGCCAUUUCAGCAACAGCAGGCAAUUCUGGCACUAUCGCAGGAUGCACAGGUAAGAGAUAUUCAUAUAGGGGACAUAAAUUUCAUCCAUACAACAGAUACCCAUGGAUGGUUGGGUUCACAUCUGUCACAAGCAAACUAUGAUGCUGACUGGGGAGACUUCGUUGCCUUUGUCGAGAUUUUUAGAGAAAAGGUGUCGCAACUGUCCAAGGACGUGAUAGUCAUCGAUACUGGCGACAAAAGAGACGGUAACGGUUUGAGCGAUGCUACUUGGCCUCCCGGCUUACGAAGCUCGGAAAUAUUCAACAUGAUGGAUUACGACCUUUUGACAUUAGGCAAUCAUGAGCUAUAUACGGCCGAAAGUACCAUACUAGAGUAUAGGGGCACUUCUCAAUCCACCAAAUUCAAAGACAAAUACGUUUGCAGCAACGUGGAAUUCAUUGAAGAUGAUGGAAAAAGGGUGCCUUUUGGCAAUAAAUAUAUUAAAUUUGAAACUCCCGUAAUGAAGCAAAGAGUUCUGGCUCUAUCUUUUUUGUUCAGUUUUCAAAGAGCGAAUAACAGAGCCAUUGUAACACCUCCAUUGCAAGAAUUAAUGGAGAAAAAGUGGUUUCAAAGUAUGAUCGAGGCAAACAAAGAAGAAGAUGUCGAUCUAAUUAUUGUCUUUGGCCACUUGCCUGCUACUGACCCUACGGAGCGUGAAAUGCAGAAUAUUCACUCUCUAAUAAGAAAAUACUAUCCAAACACUAUUAUACAAUAUUUUGGAGGACAUACCCAUAUUAGAGAUUUCGUAUGGUUGGAUUCGAAAUCCACCUGCUUACAAAGUGGUAGAUUUGCAGAAACUGUUGGAUUCUUAUCAAUCAAUAUGACGAAUACUGUGGAACCUGACAGUCCUGUUUUUACAAGAAGAUAUGUUGAUUUCAAUAAAAAAUCCUUCAAAUAUCACUUAAGAAAAUUAGGGAAUGAUUCGGAUGUCCCAACAUCAACGAAAAAAGGUAAAACAAUUUCUCGUCUAGUGAAGGACCUGCGAAAUGAACUAAGCUUGAACCAAAAACUGGGGUACAUACCAAAAACCUAUUAUGUGUCAGCAAGACCAUUAGAUUCUGAAGAAAAUCUUUAUCAUUUGAUCACCCAAAAAAUUUUGCCUAAUUUAGUUCCCUCAAAAAACUAUGAACCUUCCAUGAGUCGUUUCAUGUUGAUUAAUACUGGUUCUGUUAGAUACGAUCUUUACAAAGGUCCAUUCACGAAGGAUACCGAAUAUAUAGUGAUGCCUUUCAAUAAUGAUUGGCACUUUAUCACAGUUCCAUUAGUGGUUGCCUCCAAGGUAGAAAGUUAUUUAAAUAAAGGUCCUGUCAUUGCAUCGCUAGGAACACCAUCAUCAUAUCAUAAGAAGCAUCAUUUUGGCGCUUUUCAGAAGUGUCCUUUCGUCAAAGAUCCAAAUUUAAGCGAAGGCUACACCACCGAAGAUGAUUUUGGAUGCCACGGUGAUGAUACACCUCACAGUUCACAAAAAGAAUACGACAUUCCUAAUGUGGUCCAAUGUAAAGACCUGAAGAAUUCAAGGGAAGAGGAAAUGGAUCCGUUAAAGAUGGUCCACGUCAUAUUUUACACAUUCAUGGAACUUGACAUAUUGAACGCCGUCAAUUCUAUCAUCAACGAUUUAAGCUUACAUAUGAAAAACUUGACUACUAAUGACUGUUCACAUUAUGGCGGUGAUUCAACCAAAAAGUUGUUACGAGAUUACUUCGCUCAAUUUUAG